GGGACAGGGCACAGGGCACAGGGGUGGUGCAGUCUGAGGAAGCAUUUGUAUUGUAGCAUUGGAGCUCGGAACACAGUACGAGCAGAAGCGCAGGAGGAGCUAUGGCGACCGACACCGGCUUGGAGUCUCUCAUCGAUCAGACCAUUUCCGUGAUAACCAAUGAUGGGCGCAAUAUCGUGGGUGUGUUGAAAGGUUUUGAUCAGGCUACAAACCUGAUAUUGGAUGAAUCACAUGAGCGUGUGUAUUCUACUAAGGUAUAUCCGAUUGGUGUAAUCCUACGAAUCCUAUAUUUUUACGGUUGUAUUUGCUGCCGUAGCAUGGCGAAUUUGAAGCUUGACCAACGGGCUGGGUUAGUCGUGUCUUUUCUUAGUAAUGGUAGCAUCCAUGUUUUAAGGUUGUUUUGUUCGAUACAGGCUGGUGUGGAGCAGGUUGUGUUGGGUUUGCACAUCAUCCGAGGAGAUAACAUAGGAGUGGUCGGCGAAUUGGAUGAAGAGCUUGACUCUAACCUCGAUUUGAGCGCACUCCGAGCACAUCCGCUGAAAGCUGUGCAGCACUAGGACAUUCUUAGCACUCAAGGAAGUGAUUGAGGAAGUCAACGCGGAUUUGGGACAUGCUGGAAGGGAGGGCCAUGUGCAUCCAAAGAAUAUCUUUUUAAAUAUCUUAGUUCACCUAGCACAUAUAUCUGAUACUUGGUUGUCGGUGUCGUUGAAAUACGUCGAUGACGCAGAUAGGUAUUAUGCUCAGCAGGAUAAUUUUGAGGGUUGGAGAAAGCCAGGUGCCGCUUUAGCAUUGUAGCAUCACAAGAGCGUUGGCUUUCCCCUAUGGGUAGAUUUGGAAUGUAUCAUUUGAAGUCGGAUUAGACCAAAGUUUGUACACUGAAGUCAUUGGCAUGUUUUGUGAGUAAAUGCUCUACUUUUUGUUUCA
Messenger RNA from Physcomitrium patens, 924 nucleotides. Its product is annotated as sm-like protein LSM8. Gene Ontology annotation, biological process: mRNA splicing, via spliceosome. Gene Ontology annotation, molecular function: mRNA binding. Gene Ontology annotation, cellular component: precatalytic spliceosome; U4/U6 x U5 tri-snRNP complex; U6 snRNP. NCBI's taxonomy places the organism in Eukaryota, Viridiplantae, Streptophyta, Bryopsida, Funariales, Funariaceae. The record is from RefSeq and is a predicted model, not a curated record.